Condylostylus longicornis is the source of this 3886-nucleotide messenger RNA. It is a transcript of the gene Ypel, whose product is annotated as protein yippee-like. The transcript is spliced from 6 exons. The record is from RefSeq and is a predicted model, not a curated record. Bases 880 to 1224 code for a protein of 114 amino acids. Lineage: Eukaryota; Metazoa; Arthropoda; Insecta; Diptera; Dolichopodidae.
AAAGUAAAAAAAAAAAAUAUUGGAAAAAAAAAUUGAUUUAUUUCUAAUUUUUUUUCCUCUAACAAUUUAUAAAAUUGAAAUUCAAUUAUACAAAACAUACAUACAUACACAUACAUAUGUGUACAUAAAAUAAUAAGAAAAAAAAAAUACAUAAGUAAAUAUAGAAAAAAAUAAAAGAAAAUUUUAAAAACGCAUUAAAUAAAAAUUUUGUUUUGGAAAAUUGAAAAUAAAAUUAAAAAAUAAAAAGUUAAUUUUCGUGUUUAAUAAAAACAUUUGAGAAAAAAAAAAAUUAAAUACAGAAAACAAAACAACAAGGAAACCAAAAAAAAAAACACCAGGAAAAUAAAUAAAAUGAAACUUGGAAAUAAACUGAAAUCAAAUAUAGAAUUUGCAUCAAAUUAUUAUAAAAUUAAGUUAUAAAAUUUAGAAUUGCAAGAGCGUUAAGCUAAGCGGAAAUUGUAUACAACAUAGACGAAGAAGAAACAAAACAUCUAUUGAGCGGAAAAAAAAAAGGUUGUUCACAAAAGGAAAUAGCAAAGAAAAACAAAGAAAUACAAAAACACACGAAAACAACAACAGAAAAGAAAAACGCAGAAAAUUAAUAAAAGAAAUCAACAACAAAAAAUAAUUAAACGCUUUUGAACAACGCUUUUUUAAAAAUCAGCGAAAAUAGGUUUCUGUUUUUCAAAAAGAAGUGAAAACAACGGCAUCGGCCUGGACGUUAAUCGAGAAAACUUGUUUUAUAAAAUUUAUAUAACACAAUUGUUGUUAUUUAAAAAUAUUUUUUAUCUUAUUAUCAACAUAAAGGACGCGGCCAACGGCCACGCAAACGGGUCAGUGUCGAACGGCCAAGUAAAAACAACAAACUCGAACGGUACAAUGGUGAAAACAUUUCAAGCAUAUUUACCGGCUACGAAUCGAACAUAUUCUUGUGUACAUUGUAGAGCUCAUUUAGCGAGUCAUGACGAACUUAUAUCAAAAUCUUUUCAAGGUAGUCAAGGUCGGGCUUAUCUGUUCAAUUCUGUAGUUAACGUGGCUUGCGGUCAAGCUGAAGAACGAGUAUUAUUAACUGGACUUCAUGCAGUUGCAGAUAUAUACUGUGAAUGCUGUAAAACUCCGCUUGGUUGGAAAUAUGAACAUGCAUUUGAAUCAAGUCAGAAGUAUAAAGAAGGAAAAUAUAUUAUUGAGUUAGCUCAUAUGAUAAAAGAAAACGGAUGGGAUUGAUCGCUUUUAUGAAGAUAUUUUAAAAUUGUUUUUAAUAAUUUUAAAGCGAACUCGGUAGCCAUUAUCGUUUUAAGAGAACGUCGUUCAAAGGGAAGCUGAAAGCUAUACACUUAUUAUUAUAUACAUAUAUAUAUAAUAUAAAAAUAUGUAAAUAUAUAUAUUGUAGAUGUAUAUAACAUAUAUUUACGUAUAUAAUUUUAUAUGUUCAGAUAUAUGUAAAAAUAUUUUUAAUAAUUAGCAUUGAACCUUUUGAAAAAGAAAAUAUAAGGAAAAAGAAUGCUUUCUUUCAAUAUAUUUAUCAAUAAUAUGGGAAAAAAAUAAUUAAAUAUAUAUUAUAUAAUUUACAUAAAAAUAUUUAACAAAAAAAAUAUUAUAUAUACAUGUAUUAUUUUGAAAAAAAAAACCGCAUAAAUAUUUGAAUAAUAGAAAUUUGAAUUUGAAAUUACAUUUAAUUGAGACUAAAGUUGGAAAUAAGCUUAUUUAUUAUAAACUAUCCUACUAAAAAUCUUUGCCGAUUUAUUACGAUUGUUUCAAGUGAUAUUUUUUAAAAUUUUAUUUUAUAAAAUAAAAAUUUAUUUGUGAUUAUUAUUUAUAGAAGAUAAUCUAUAUCGAAAAUUAUUCAAAAAUCAAGUUUUUUUCCGCAUUUUUAAUCUAUACUCUUCAAAUCGGGUAUAUUUUAUUUCCUUAACCUACCAAUUUUACUUUCAUUUUAAAAAUUAAAACUUUUAUUUGAAUAAUAUAUUUGUAAAUCAUGAAAUUACUUUUAAAACCGUUUUAUAUGUUUAAAAGCAGAUUGUAUAGAAAAUAUUUUUCAGAGGUCAAAAAUUUUGAGUUAUUAUAAAUCAAAAUAUACUUUCGGAAAAUACUUUAUCGUAUUUUGAUAAACCACAACAAAAAAGCAUUAUGUACUUACUUAUUAUUAAAAAAAUUUAUUGUAUUUUUAAAACUAUAAAAGUGGCAUUAUCAGAAACAUAUGAGAGAUUUAGUUGAUAUGAAAAAAUAAGAAUUCAACACACACGAAAACAAAGAAGUCGUUUUUGAUUUUGAAUUAUAGUAGAAAACAAAAGAAAAUAAUCAAAUCAUUGUGGUGCUGUGCUUUUAAAAAUGCACUUUUUUUUAAUAUAGUGAUAAUAAAAUUGUAAUUUAUAUUUUAAAAAUUAUGUAUUUGCAUAUUUACGAUUUGUGCUAUAUAAACGGUCUAAAUUAAUGAUAAAAAAAAACAAGUAUUAGAAUUUUUUAUAUUAUGAAAAUAUUAUUCUGAAAAUUUAUUAUUACGUUCGUAAGGGAUAUAAUCAUAAGAUAAAACUAAAAUAAAUAGUUUUCGAACUAAAAUUGAAUUAUCACUAAAUUAAAAUUUUAUUCCUUUAAAAUAACAAUUAUGUAAGAGUGUAGAACAAAUGAAAGUUUUCUCUGACGAAUGUAAGAAAAGAAAACAAAGUUUAUUUGAAAUCCUAAUUCAUUGAUUUUGGACAUAUUUACAAUGUCCUUUUUUAAUCAAAUGUAACUUCACCGAUAUUUAAAAUACCUAACAUAAUAUUUUAAACAAAUUUAAUUCAUAUUAAAUACUAUUGUCUCGUCGCUCACAUUAUAACCACAUUGAAACAUUUUAAAUAUAACUUUGUUUUAAAAUCAUAAAAGUAAUUUCGUAUAGAAAUUAUUAAUGGAAAAGAAACAUUCGUAAUAAUUUGACAAAGAAUUGGAUAUACGAGUACAUAAUUUAAUCUACGUAUAAAAUGAAAAAACAAAACAUGUAAUAAUUAAAUAAAAAUGUAAAUGUUCGAAAGUUAAGAGUUUUUCCGUCGAUAAUGUAGUUUGAAUUUUAAUUUAAAAGUAAAAGAAAAAAAAACAAAAAAAAAAACAAUAGAUAAAUAAUUAUAUCGAAUAUUUUUUUGUCAUUAUUAUUACCAAUUGUUAAAAUACACAUAUAAAGUUAAUUAUUAAAUUGAAAAGUCAUUGUAAUGAUUUGACGAUAAUACAAUCACUUUAAAUAAUAAAAAAAAUGAAUCAAGAAAUAAGUAAGAAUAUAAAUAUAAAAAAGCGUAUGAAACGUAAAAAAUAUAUAUAAAUAAUUAAUAUCGUAAAAAAAUCACAUAAUAGAAUUAAAUCUUAAAAUAUGUUACUACUAUUUAUACUUAAGUAUAAAAUUAUGCAAUCUUAACGACAAAUAUAUAUAUAUAUAUAUAUAAUUAUAUGAAUGUGUAAACAAAAAUAUAAGAUAAAAUGGCGAAUAUAAUUAAAAAAAUAUUUUUUCUAUAAUUAAAAAUUUAAAAAUAUAUGAAUAAAAUACUAAGUACAUAAUAUUUUAUAUUUAUAAAUAAAUACGAAAUACAAAUAAAAAAAUAUUAAAAAUUUACAAUAAUUAUCAAUUAAAAUUUGUUUUGGUUCUUUUUCUUUUUUCAAAGAAAUUGAUGCUUGUUUGUUAAAAUAUUUUUAAAUUGUAAUAUUUUUUUUUUAUUUCGGAUUCUUGAUAAUAAAUCUUUUGUCCAAAAAAUUUUAUAAGUUUGAAUUUGACCAUAUAUUGCAAUCAAUUUUUGCAAUAUUUUGCAAUAUUUUUUUAUAUAAUAAUUUUAUAUUUGCAAUUUUGUCAAAAUUUUUCAUUUCAAAGCCAUUAUUUUAAAGCAAAAAUAUUUAAAAACAAUUUACUGUUUACACAAUAAAUUCA